Molecule: messenger RNA, 3493 nt
Organism: Vigna unguiculata (cowpea)
Lineage: Eukaryota; Viridiplantae; Streptophyta; Magnoliopsida; Fabales; Fabaceae
Product: PKS-NRPS hybrid synthetase cheA-like
Source: RefSeq, a predicted model, not a curated record
UUAAUCUCCUCUAACAAAGGGAGGAGGGUUUGGUUGUAUCAAGAAGUAGGGUUUGUGUUGCAAAGCGUAUGAAAGAGACGGGAAGGGAAAGAGAGGCAUCAAGGCAUCAAAGGUAGCAUACACAGUGGAGUAACUUGUGGCCUUCAAUCUAUACAAUCCCGAUAUUCUUCCAGAUCUCAGAAACUAAGUCAACGACGGGGUUCCUUCUCCCUCUGUUUUCUCUAUGUCCAAUUCGCUUCUUGUUUCACUUUUUCCUAAAUCCAAGCAAGACCAGGGUUUCCCGCAAUGCACGUCUAUGUCAAAGCCAAAUAACAUUUUCUUUCUAUUGAUAGGGUUCAUCGCAAACAUACAGCCUGGAUGCCAAUCUCCGCCUUCUUCGCCUUUCGCAGAGGUAGAAGACCGUGUUGAUAAGAUGUCUAAGUAGGUGAAUAUGCAAAUUGUUGGAGCAACAAAUAUGUCUGUUGAUUGUAGUGAUGCAUUUAACACUACAGAGGUUUUUCCUUCUCGAGAUGUAAUGUUAAAUUGGGCUCGAGAUGUUGCAAAAGAGAAUGGAUUUGUCCUUAUUAUUUUGAGAUCAGAGACAUCUACAAAAUCUACAAGAACUACAAGACGUAAUCAAAGGAAGACAUUUGUAAUUUUGGGUUGCGAUAGAAGUGGAAAAUAUAGAGGACCAUACAAGAAUGCGUUAUCCCGAAAGGUAAAUGGUACUAGAAAAUGCGAGUGUCCCUUCAGGUUAAGAGGAAAAGCUUUGAAAAAGGCCGAAGGAUGGAUUGUUAAGGUAAUGUGUGGUUGUCACAAUCAUGAAUUAGAGGAAACAUUAGUGGGUCAUCCAUAUGCAGGUCGGUUGAGUGCUGAAGAGAAGUCUUUGGUUGAUGAUAUGACAAAGAACAUGAUGAAGCCAAAAGAUAUACUAUUGACAUUGAAAGAUUAUAACAUGGAUAAUGUCACUACUAUCAAGCAGAUUUACAAUGCUCGACAGGCUUAUCGAUCCUCUCAAAAAGGUUUAGAAAUGCAAUACCUUCUGAAGUUAUUGGAACGUGAGCAGUACGUGUACUGGUAUAGAAAGGUGGAUGAUUCCAAUGUUAUCAGAGAUAUGUUCUGGACACAUCCAGAUGCCAUUAAACUUCUGGGUGCUUUCAACACUGUCCUGAUAAUUGAUAGUAUUUAUACAACCACUAGGUAUCCAUUGCCACUGCUUGAGAUUGUUGGCGUUACUUCUACAGAGUUAACAUUCUCUGUGGCUUUUGCUUUUGUGGAGUCUGAGCGAGCUGACAACUUCACUUGGGCACUACAAAAGUUAAGAGGCCUGAUUGUUAAAGACGAAGACAUACCUCAGGUGAUUGUGACUAACAGAGACAUUUCUUUGAUGAAUGCAGUGCAAGUUGUCUUUCCGAGCUCUUCUAAUUUGUUAUGUCGGUUUCAUAUCAACAACAACGUGAAGACCAAAUGCUUGUCAAUAGUCCAUCCAAAGGAGAAACAAGACUUGGUGAUGGAUGCAUGGGAUGUUGUUGUGAAUUCUUCUAACGAGAGUGAAUACAUGCAACGUCUGGCAUUAUUUGAAAAAGUUUGCUCAGCUUUUCCUAAUUUUGGUGAAUAUGUGAAAAAUAUGUGGCUGAUUCCGUACAAGGAAAAGUUUGUCGCUUCAUGGACAAAUCAGGUGAUGCAUUUGGGUAACACAACAACCAUUAGGGUUGAGGCAACAAAUUGUAAGUUAAAGAAUUUGCUUCAAGAUAGCAAGGAAGAUAUGUGUAGUUAUUGGGAUGCUAUGAAUGACAUGAUUACUUUGCAACUCGCAGAGAUUAAGUGGUCGUUUGAGAAAAGCAUAAAUGUAGUUGAUCAUAUGCAUAAUAAUACUUCAUUAUACAUCAAUCUGCAAGGACUUGUAUCAAGGAGUGCAUUGAGUCAUAUUACUGACGAGUAUGACCGAGUUAAGGCUGUUGGUACUGAUAGUUCUAAAUGUUGUUGCAUAGUUAGAACUACACAUGGUCUUCCUUGUGCAUGUGAACUUGCUAGGUACAGUACAAUGUGUCAUCCUAUUCCCUUGGAGGCAAUUCAUGUUCAUUGGAAGAAGUUAAACUUUGACCGAGGAAUGAAUGACAAGGAGUCUGAGUUAUCGUUGCAACCUGAAUUGGAUGCUUUGCUCAAGAGAUUUCAGGAACUUGAUUGUGCUGGGAAAAUUAUUCUAAAGGCUAAGUUGUAUGAACUAGCAUUUCCUGAUACAAUUUCAAAGUGUCCAACUCCCACAGUGGUAAGAAUAAAGGGUGCUCCAGGGUCAAAAAGAGACAGAUCAAUUCAUUCUGAUCUUUCACAUCGGGAGCAUGUUGACGCAAUGCGUCCUGUGCAUAGUGGCACUUCAUCUUGCCCUUCAUCUCAUCAACUGGUCCAUGAGUCUAAACGAAGAAGGGUUCUGUCAAUGAUGGACCAAUUUCCAAUUCAGAUCCAUCCGUUUAUUGAAGAAAUUAUUGAUGUGAAAGCAGAUUCAAAUUGUGGUUAUCGGGCUGUUGCAGCUCAACUUGGUAUGGGUGAGGAAUCAUGGGCUUUAGUUCGUCAGGAUUUGAUUAGAGAGCUUCAACAGUGGCAAGAUAUGUACGCUAAACUCUUCGGUAGCAAUGACCGAGUGGCUGAACUGAGGCAAUCUUUGUAUGUUGACAAGGAGACGUCUAUUAAAAAGUGGAUGACCAUACCAGAUAUGGGUUAUGUAAUUGCCUCAAGAUACAACGUGGUUCUAGUUGCUUUAUCGUUGAAGGAGUCCAUGACAUUUUUCCCACUUAGAGGACGGCCACCACUAUCUCAGUCAAGGCACCGCCUUAUUGCCAUUGGGUUGGUGCAUGAUUGUCACUUUGUACAGGUUGCUUUGAAGGCUGGGUCUGCAAUACCUCCCACUGCUUUGCAGUGGUCGAGAUACUGCAGUGCUGAAUCUCGUUCUUGGGAAACUUCAUAUGUUAAUCGUAUGGAACAUUUUAGGUCAUUGUUUCCACAAAAAAAAAUGAUUAUGUAAAUGUUUUUGGGGACUAAUUAACGUCAAAUUCGCCACUAGUAACCUCCAGAUCACAGACUAAUUAUUACAAAAGAGGCGUUGGUAGGAUAUCUUAAGAAAUGUAAGGGUUUUGGUACAUAUGUUUGGGCAUAUUAAGGAAGAGUUUCAGUAUAGAAGAAAGCCCUUAGAUUUCUGAGGAUAUCCUAGACUUGUUCAUAAUACAAAGCAUGUAUUGAAUGCCACAGCAUCGAGUGCCGUCCAAUCUGCAGAAGUACAGAAUAGAUGAAAAGCAAGCCAAUUUUUAUAACUUGGAAACAACUUUGAAAGCCUUUUAUUUUUUUUGUACAAAGGGCAAUGGAAUACACUAUUUAAAGUUAUCAAUUUUUCUAUGAUGAUUCUACAAUGAUAAUGUGCUUGAGAUUGUAUCUAGCACUUUAUUUUAGCUAAUUACAUAUACUUCAGGUGGCAACACACUUCGCAAAACAUUAUUCGUUACUGCUCGUAGAGCUAGAGAAA